Molecule: messenger RNA, 3483 nt
Organism: Priapulus caudatus
Lineage: Eukaryota; Metazoa; Priapulida; Priapulimorpha; Priapulimorphida; Priapulidae
Product: zinc finger homeobox protein 3-like
Exons: 4
Biological process (GO): regulation of transcription by RNA polymerase II
Cellular component (GO): nucleus
Molecular function (GO): zinc ion binding; DNA-binding transcription factor activity, RNA polymerase II-specific; RNA polymerase II cis-regulatory region sequence-specific DNA binding
Source: RefSeq, a predicted model, not a curated record
AUGUUGAGCGACGUCGAAGCGUUCGAGGGUAAGAUCGUCUACCAGCCGGACGGCUCGGCGUACAUCAUCGAGCCGGGAGACACCGACUUCGACGAGACGGACUCGAACGUCGACAUUCCGACGCAAGAGGGCGCCAUCGUCGACCAGCGCGGCUCGAACGUCGGCGGCGCCGCGUUUCCGCAGAUCGUCAACGCGUUUCUCGUCUCGCGCAACACGGUCAUGUACGACCCGUCGCUCUACGGACAGACCUCAAGCAACUUUCAGGACAAGAAAAAGUUCACCGAGGCGCCCGUCAUGCACAGCUACCGCGUGUACGACGUGCGCAGUAAGAGCGCCGACUCCUCAGAGGGAAGCGAAGGUGACGGCGCCGGCCGCGGCCGAGCGCUGUCGUGCGACUAUACCUCAGUACCGACUAAACCUAUCUUGAUGUGUUUCAUCUGCAAGCUGUCAUUCGGGUAUUCGCGAUCGUUCGUCGCGCACGCGACGGCCGAGCACGGCAUGACGCUGAACAGCGAGGAGCACGAGAUCAUGAGUCGUAAGAACGCGUCGGCGAUCGUGCAGGGCGUCGGCUGCGACAAGGCGCCGCUCAUGUCGUUCCUCGAGCCGUACUCGCAGACGAGCGCCGCGUGCAGCGGCGGCAUGCUCGUCUGCCAGCCGAACGCGUUCCAGACGUCGACCGCGCUGCCCGCCCCCAGCGUCAGCGUCAGCUCGCUGGCCGCGGUCGCGUCGUCGCCCGCCCCCGCGCCGCCGCCGCAGCAGCAGCCGUCUCCCGUCAACGGCAAGGAGGCGGGCGGCGACGACGCGCGAACUGGCAGGGAUAACGGAAGUGCGGGUCCCCAGGUGGCGCCGGCGGCUGGCGGCGAGGAGCAGGACGAGGCGAGCCGCGAAGACGCUGAGUCAGACAGCAGCGGCGGCGGAUUCCGCUGCGGGGGCGCCUCGCCGGGCCGCGCGAGCGCGUCGCGUCCGAGCUCCGGCCACAGCGAGUCGUCGCUGAGCGAGAUGCUGGAGGCGUACCGCUCGCAGACGCGCCGCUCGCCGAUCUCGCCGCUGAACCCGGCGUUGCUCGGCAACCCGUUCAUGUGCGCGCAGCAUCCCGACGGCAAGGCGAACGGCGUCGAGUGUCCGAAGUGCGACAUCGUGCUCGGCUCGAGCCGCUCGCUCGGCGGCCACAUGACGAUGAUGCACUCGCGCAACUCGUGCAAGACGCUCAAGUGCCCCAAGUGCAACUGGCACUACAAGUACCAGGAGACACUCGAGAUCCACAUGAAGGAGAAGCAUCCGGAGAACGACGCCACGUGCAUCUACUGCGUGACGAAGCAGGCGCACCCGCGGCUCGCGCGCGGCGAGACGUACCAGUGCGGCUACAAGCCCUACCGCUGCCAGAUCUGCAACUACUCGACGACGACCAAGGGCAACCUCAGCAUCCACAUGCAGUCCGACAAGCACGUGAACAACGUCACCGAGCUGCAGAACGGGGGCCACGAGCUGUUCCACCACCAACAGCAGCAGCAGCAGCAGCAGCAGCAACAACAGCUGCAGCAUGCGCCGGAGAGCGAGGCCAUCGCGGCGCCGCCGAAGCAGAAGCCGACGUGGCGCUGCGACGUGUGCAACUAUGAGACGAGCGUCGCGCGCAACCUGCGCAUCCACAUGACGAGCGAGAAGCACACGCACAACAUGCUCGUGCUGCAGCAGAACGUCAAGCACAUGCAGCGCGACAUGCAGCUGCAGAUGAGCGCCGCCGCCGCGAUGCAGGACGAGCAGCUGCGCCACCUGGGGGCCGCGCUCGGACUCGGCGCUGGCGACAUGGCCGCCGCCGCCGCGGUCCCGGCCGACCUCGCGAACUUCACGCCCGCGAUGCUGAUGUCAGCCGUCGGGCCGGCGGCCGACGACGCCGCGGGACUGCACCUAGGUGGCGACCCCGGCGGGCGCGUCGACGACAACGUGAAGAUAUUCCAGUGCAGCAUCUGCAGCGUGUUCUCGACGGACAGCCUGGAGACGCUGCACCGGCACCUGCAGGCCGACCGCAGCAAGAGCAGCAACGACGACGUCGUCGUCGUCGUCGGCGGCAGCUACGUCUGCAAGCUCUGCCAGUACAAGACCAACCUGAAGGCGAACUUCCAGCUGCACUGCAAGACGGACAAGCACCUGCAGAAGCUGCAGCUGAUCAACCACAUCCGCGAGGGCGGCCCGCGCAACGAGUGGCGCCUCAAGUGCCUCAGCAUGGCCAACCCGCACCAGGUGCGCUGUAACGCGUGCGACUUCCAGACGAACAGCGUGCACAAGUUCCAGCUGCACGUCAGCAGCCAGGUGCACGACAUGAACGCGCGCAUCUUCCAGCACCUGCAGGCCGGCGAGACUCGGCUGGCGACGGGCGGCGCCGCUGACCGCUACUACCGCUGCGCGCUCUGCCUCUUCAACACCAAGUCGCGCGCCAACAUGCUGCAGCACGUCAAGUCGGUGCGGCACCUGCGCAACGAGGCGCUGCGCCAGCAGCAGGGCAUGGUCCUCAAGGACGUCGGCGACGUCGUCAGCGUGCAGGAGCUCAAGGACAGCGACAACGUCGUCUUCGAAGAUCAAGACGAGAAGUCCGAAGGCGAGGAGAGCGAACCGGCGGGAAGGGAUGCGAACAUGGGCGUGAAGACAGAGGACGGUGAUGUCACCGACAAGAAGAGCAUGCUUAAGCAGGUGCUGCUCGACCCGAACCAGCCGGGCGGCGGGGAGCCGACCGCGGCCGCCGACAAGCUACACGUCUGCCCCUACUGCAACUACAGCAGCGCGAGCGAGAUGCGCAUCCGCGCGCACGUCGUCACGCAGCACACGCAGCGCGCGACCAAGCUGUCCUGCCCGCUCUGCCAGGAGGAGUACAGCGAGCGCACGCGCCUCGAGCGCCACCUCACGCAGACGCACAACGUCACCGCCGAGGGCCUCCAGCGGCUCAUGCUGAUGGUCGAGCAGCCCGACUGGCGGUCGCCGGCGGCGACGGCGGCAGCAGCGCCGAGUUCAGCGAGGAGUACCGCUGCCAGAUGUGUGCGCGCGCGUUUGUGAGCGUCGACGCGCUGUACGCGCACCAGAACGAGCUCGGGCACCUAAAGAUGCAGCAGACGCCGCGCGGGCCGGGCUACCUCUGCUGGAAGAAGGGCUGCAACCAGUACUUCGGCACGCCGCACGCGCUGCAGGUGCACUUCCGCGAGAUCCACGCAAAGCGGCAGCAGCUCGCCGUCAGCGAGCGGCACGUCUACAAGUACCGCUGCAGCCAGUGCUCGCUCGCGUUCAAGACGCUCGAGAAGCUGCAGCUGCACUCGCAGUACCACCUCAUCCGCGCCGCGACCAAGUGCGGCCUGUGCGCGCGCAGCUUCCGCUCGGUCGCCGCGCUGCAGCGCCACCUGGAGACGUCGCACGGCGACGUGCUGCCGGCCGACCUCGAGCAGUACCGCAGCAUGCUCACCGCCGUCGCGGCGCCCCCUGGCGGCCACCGGGACGUGA